AUGGAGUUAGGGAACAUCUCGCAGCCGGUGUACGGCCCCGGCCCCGAAGCUCCAGGGAGCAGCACGCUGGGCCUCGUGGGGAUGGUGCGCGGCUGCCUGCGGCUGGUGCAGCCCAACGCCCUGCCCGUAGAACUGAUUGCAGAUUUUGGGCAGCCCCAGAAUGACGAGGCCUUCAGAGAGCAAAUCCAGGAGCUGCUGCUCUAUGAACUGGGUUUCCUGGUCUGCAUGGUUGUUGGGCUCCUCUUCAUCAUCCUUGUGCCCCUGAAGCAGGGCCGGCGGAUGGGCUGCCGGCGUCGGGCACUCUGGGCCUCCGUCCUGCUGGUCUCUGCUCUUGUCCUGGCUGGCAACGUCUGCGCCUUUGUCAGCAACACCCGCUUCUCCCAGGCUGUGUAUGGCACCUUUCCCAACGUCAACGGCACCCUGGGCAACGUCCGCACCUACCUGGCCUCCAUCCCCCAGCAAAUCAAUUUCAUCGUUGACAGCAGCGAUGUCCCGCUGGACCACGCCAACCGCAGCCUCCAGGACAUUGGGCCCAAGCUGGGUGGCAUGAUCGUCUUGGACAUCAGGAGCAGCACAGAUGGGGCUCUGGCAUCCCUCCAGAGCCUCUUGCAAGGGAUGGAGGUGCUGGCGGCCGCCUUUGGCAGCAUCACCCGCAACGUGUCCCUGGACAGCCUUGCCUUCGCCACCAACUUCAGCACGAUCCCCGGGGUGGAGCAGCAGCUGGAAGCACUGCGUGAUGUGUCCGACUCCAACGUAGCGGCCGAUUUAGAGAAGGUUAACAGCACGCUGGACAUGAUCCCUGCCAAGGUGCAAGAGCAGUCCCAGGACGUGGUGACAGAGACCCAGGACAAGCUCGGCCUUAUCAGGCAGGAGAUCAGGAGCUUGCAGGAGCAGCUGCCGCUCCUGGACGGGGAGGAGAACAUCGGGGCCUUUGUGCGCAAUGCCAUGUUGGUGCUGGAGGAGUACAGGGAGCCAAUCAUUGCCUUGGAUGGGCUGAGGUGGAGGGUGUGUGUCCUCCUGUGCUGCAUGGUGCUGCUGGUGGUCCUCUGCAACGUCAUCGGGCUGCUGCUGGGGCCCCUGGGGCUGAAGGAAAGUGUGCUGCCCACCCAGCGCAGCAGCCUCUCCCACGCUGCCGGGAACUUCUUCAUGGCAGGGGUCGGCUUCAGCUUCAUCUUCUCCUGGCUGCUGAUGCUGCUGGUGCUGAUCACCUUCGUGCUGGGGGGGAACAUCUACAUGCUCGUCUGUGAGUCCUGGCGCAGCCAGCAGCUCUUCCAGCUUCUGGACACCCCUGGCGUGAUCCCUGGCUUCAGCCUGUCAGAGCUGCUGGGUCAGAAGGGUGGCACAGCAAACUUCUCGGAGAUGUACAGGCAGUGCCAGCGAGACGCUGCCCUAUGGCAAAUGCUGCACCUGGACCAGAGCGUGUCCCUGGACGAGCUCUUGAACAUUAGCCAGUACACAGGAGAGAUCUCCACGGCAUUUGAGAAGAUGAAUGUCACCCUUAGCCCCAUCUCCCUGCUCAAACAGAGCCAGAAAGACAUGCUGUUGAAUGCCAGCCGGGCUGGGCAGCCCCCCAACUUCACCCUCACCCUGGAGCAGCUGGAUCAGAACGUGACCCAGGAAAGCCUCCUGGAGCUGGCCGCAGAGCUGGAGCAGCUGGCCGACAAAGCGGGCGAGGACGUGAAAGAGGACCUGAAGGCUGAUGCUGUCAAGCUGAGGGAGCUGGACAAGGAGAUGCAGACGAGCUUCUCUGGGCCGCUGCAAAGCCUUAAGGAGAACAUCCACUUGGUGCAGAGCAGGGCUGCCCAUAUCGAGGCACAGACAGAAGCUGCGCUGGACAAAGCCACUGAAAGCCAGGAGUUCCUGGAGAGGGAGACAACAAACAUCAUCAAGAACGAGACGUGGGCCUUCCUGGAGGAGCUGUUGGACUUCUUUGAAACGUACAUCUCCUGGGCCAAAAGCAGGCUGACGGGAGACGUGGCACGUUGCAAACCCAUAGCUCAGACCUUUGAUAGCAUGGAGGCCAUCACCUGUGAUUAUAUCCUGGACUCUCUGAACACCUUCUGGUUCAGCCUGGGCUGGUGCACCUUCUUCCUGCUGCCCAGCAUCAUCCUGGCCGUGAGACUUGCCAAGUUUUACCGCCGCAUGGACAUUGCUGAUGUCUACAGGAAUGAAGCCUUGGAGAUGCCACCCAUGUUUAACUUCUACAAAAUCCCCCGGCCGUCCACAAGGCAUUAG
Molecule: messenger RNA, 2235 nt
Organism: Tauraco erythrolophus (red-crested turaco)
Lineage: Eukaryota; Metazoa; Chordata; Aves; Musophagiformes; Musophagidae
Source: RefSeq, a predicted model, not a curated record